Dufourea novaeangliae is the source of this 969-nucleotide messenger RNA. RefSeq lists its product as uncharacterized. The coding region runs from base 326 to 841 and encodes 171 amino acids. The transcript is spliced from 4 exons. The record is from RefSeq and is a predicted model, not a curated record. NCBI's taxonomy places the organism in Eukaryota, Metazoa, Arthropoda, Insecta, Hymenoptera, Halictidae.
UAGGAGUAUUCCGUUUAAAAGGUAAAUUGCUUAAAAGUGUAACAAAAGCUUCACGCGAUAUCUUUUUUUUUCGCAUUUGAUUGCCGCUACUAAUAACAAGAAGCAACAGUAAUUUAAAAAGGUACUAGUGGAUGUCAGACAGUUCGAAUAGACUCUGUGAACCUUCCAUUCGUUACAGUAGAGGAUCGCCGGGGUUGAAAGUGAAAAAGGGUCCUAGUGUCUAUUGUUCUUUGCGGAGUUUUGCAAUUUCAUAAUUUAGUGUUCAGUGAAUAGACAGAGUGGUAAUUCGUCGGAAAGGAGCACCCACGAAAAAAAAUCGAAAGACAUGAAGAAAGGAAGAAGUUGCUACAUAUUCGUAUCGUUCUUUUUACUGUUGUUUUUCGUAUCACCGUCGGCGGCUUACGCUCUCACGACCUUUGGUAAAACCAACCCUCAGAAUCAAAAUCAAAAUCCUCCGCCGCCGCCUACGCCAGUUGGAAAAGCUCGUGAAUGUAAGUUAGAGUCUGAUUGCGCCGGUAUACAAAAUACAACAUGUAUAGCAGAUCCACGAGAUGGAAGAACACGUUGUCUGUGUGGUGAUUAUUCAGCACCGCUUAACGGCGCGUGUACCAACAAAUUUAAAGCACUACGAACUCCGUGCAACGAAGAUUCUGAAUGCGUUGAUGGUGCACAUUGCGUAAAAUAUAAUACAACUAUCACUGGGAAACGUUGUUACUGUCAAGAUGGAUAUUACGAAGAGAGUCCUUUAGUUUGUAACGGUAGUGCAUCAGUCUUCGUAUCUCACAUGUCGAUUCUGUUAGCUGUUUUAAGUAUUUUAAAUGAAAAUAUUAGAUCUCUAUAAAUACUAAAGUCCCGUUAUAUUAUUACAAAAUACAGGGUGAAUCAAAAGGGUUGAGCAGAACUUUGGGAAUGAAUUUUAUGUUUCAAAAUACUUAAGAAAAAGUUCAUAUGAACAUAAUAUAUGUCCAG